AUGGAGGUACACAGACACUCUCCACCAAAAUCCACAGCACCACCAGAUGCCCCGGCCGAACAGAAUUCUGAGGAGGCGGAAGUAAUCUUAGAUCAGGAGGCAGCUCCUGCUACCUAUAACUCCUUCUCGCCAGAGGAGAAUGUUAUGCCCUCUUCACCCACUGCUGGGGAUGAGCUCAGGAACUUCCAGGAUCUCUUCAAACAAAUUGCUGACAUGCUCCAGCUGUCAGCAUGCGACAGUGGCCACACCCCGGAGACCGUCUCGGCUGGCGGGCUAAACCAGGUGAGGGUAGCCGAUGAGUAUGAGACUCUCAACAGACCGGAGAGAAGAACAGCACUUGUCGCUAGAGAGCUCGCGCGCUACGACAUUGACAUUGCAGCCCUUAGCGAAACUCGCCUUGCUAAUGAAGGACAGCUGUCCGAGUCAGGCGGUGGCUAUACAUUCUUCUGGAGUGGCCGCAGCAGUGAUGAGCGUCGCGAAUCUGGAGUUGGCUUCGCCAUCAAGAAUCAUCUUGUUCGGAAACUUGCCAGUUCCCCCAAGGGUAUGAAUGACCGGCUCAUGACAAUGCAGCUUCCGCUUCAAAAAGGAAAACAAGCUACUUUGAUCAGCGCAUAUGCUCCUACAAUAACGGACCUAGAGGAUGUGAAGGAUAAAUUCUACGAAGAACUAGAUACUCUGCUAUCGUCAGUGCACCGCACAGACAAGCUGAUUGUGCUUGGCAAUUUUAACGCAAGAGUCGGAUGUGAUGCCGCAGCCUGGGAAGGAGUCAUCGGGAAAAAUGGAGGGAAUGGCCUCUUACUGCUGAAAAUCUGUGCAGCACAUGACCUUCAGAUUAGCAAUACGGUCUUCCGCCUUUCUACCCGUAACAGGACUUUGUGGAUGCAUCCCUGUUCCAAGCACUGGCAUUUGAUCGAUUAUGUCAUCAUCAGGAGAAGGGACAGACAAGAUGUCAGGAUUACAAAAGCUAAGUGUGGCGCUGACUGUUGGACGGAUCAUAGGCUCAUAGUAUCCAAAAUGAAGCUCCGUAUCAUGCCGAAGAGACGACCACAAGGCUGUAAGGCUUUCAAAAGGAUCAACGUGUCGAAGCUGAAGAACAGCUGCAUCACUGAAAAUCUAGCGGAAGACCUAGAGAAUGAGCUUGCUGAUCUUCGUAUUGAGGACGACGCUGAAACAGUACAGAACCAACUGUGCAAAAUGCAGGACUUGUGGCUGAGCACCAAAGCAGAUGAAAUACAGGCAUAUGCGGACAGGAACGAUAAGCGUUUUUAUGAAGCCCUCAACACACUCUAUGGUCCAUAG
Molecule: messenger RNA, 1299 nt
Organism: Chrysemys picta bellii (western painted turtle)
Lineage: Eukaryota; Metazoa; Chordata; Testudines; Emydidae
Source: RefSeq, a predicted model, not a curated record